Molecule: messenger RNA, 627 nt
Organism: Acanthosepion pharaonis
Lineage: Eukaryota; Metazoa; Mollusca; Cephalopoda; Sepiida; Sepiidae
Source: the annotation of a GenBank genome assembly
AUGGCUUUCCCCCAAUCUAUCCCCAUUAAUUUCGUUUUUAUUGGUUUACUUCUUGCUUUGUUUGUCUUUCUUUCUUUCUUUCUUUCUUUCUUUCUUUCUUUCUUUCUUUCUUUCUUUCACUUCUACAAUUUGUUUGCUUACCUCUUAUCCAAAAUUUCUUUCUUCCUUUUCUCUUUACUCUUACCAAUCCAGUCCUUCUUUCUUUCUUUCUUUCUUUCUUUCUUUCUUUCGCUUUCUUUUCUCUUUUUACUUUACAUUAUCUGUUCCUUCAUUCUUUCUUCUUUUCAGCUUUUUCUUUUGAUUUUUUUCAUAUUUUUUUAUUUUUUCUUUCAUCAUUUUUUUUCUUUCUUCCAUUCUUUGUCUCUUUCUUUCUUAUCAUGUUUUUCUUUACAUGUCACGGAGCCUAUGUUCAUAGCGUUUGCUGCUGUAGGUGCACCUUUCAUAGCAGACUUGAGCUCGUAUCGAUCUACUAGACCACUAACUUCGGGUCCGGUGACCAUCCACCUACGAAGUGCUGACUCGUCUUCUGUCAGCAUAAUUGCUACGCUGUUACCUUUGAUUGGUGCGUUAUCGAGCUCGUAUGCUUGGUCGAUCGCUAGGGCAGAGAAUUCUCUUCUUGACUUGUGA